Molecule: messenger RNA, 840 nt
Organism: Linepithema humile (Argentine ant)
Lineage: Eukaryota; Metazoa; Arthropoda; Insecta; Hymenoptera; Formicidae
Source: RefSeq, a predicted model, not a curated record
AUGGACCUGCUGUCGAUGACUAAAGAAAAUCUCGCAGAAUUGCGUCAAGUCGCGGACGGUGCAAGCAGGCACAUUCACGCUCUCCGAGCGCUCAAACGCUCUAUGCAGCACUGGGACAAUUUAUUAGUCUAUAUUUUAAGUAACAAACUAGACGCGCUCACACUUCGAGAAUGGCGUUUAUCGCUGACGAGUUCCGAGAUGCCGACGCUGAGGCAAUUCAUAGAUUCAUUGCUCAUCGAUGCCAAACGCUUGAGGCAAACGGCAAAUCAAGUGUCGCCACUCCAAAGGGCGCGAACACGCGUUCACAGUCUGACUCGAAGCGUCAAUCGUGCUUUGCGGCGGUCAAAGGCCAAGUGUAUUUUUUGCAAGGGAGAGCAUCCCAUCUAUCAUUGUCAAAACUUCUUGGCUUUGCCGAUUUCACAGAGAAUCUCGGAGAUUCGCAAAUGCAAGGCCUGCGCAAAUUGCUUAAAAUCCACGGAUCACAGUUCGAGUAAAUGCACUUCUGGCAAAUUUCGCAAUCUCAUCUAUCAUUGCAAAUUUUGCAAAUUAAAACAUAAUACAUUGCUUCACCCCGCUACCGCCGCAACCACAAACUCUAACGUAGAGUCUCACGAUCCCGCUAAAGACGGAUCCAGUGAAGUAAUAUCCACGAAUUCCUCUGCCGCCCUCGCAAAUAAUGCGCAUUCAUCCAUUCACAGCUGCAUCAUGCUCUCAACGGCUACCGUGUACGCAUACGGUAGCAAGGGUUCGCGACAGCCCUGUCGCGUGUUGCUGGCUCACAAACAAAUUUCAUUUCACGACACUUCCUACGAGUGCUUGCGCUUAAGCCGCGAUCUCUAG